CGGGUUAAUAAACGGGGAGGUGAAGGCGCAUCCUUACAUAAUGUAAAUAAAAACAUUGCAUCCACCGCGUGCUCACAGUGAUGCGCGCAGCGUGAAGUCCCGGAUGAUGCUCGCACCGGAAGAGAAGGGGCAGCUCUCCCAGCCAUCUUGUGGCAGCAUCCAGCGAACUGGUCGCAGCAAGCCUCGUAGAAUCGGAGGUGAAUCCCGCUGAAGGGGCGCCAUCAUGCCCGGACACCUGCAAGAAGGCUUCGGCUGCGUCGUAACCAACAGGUUCGACCAGUUAUUGGACGACGAGUCCGACCCGUUCGAGAUCCUGAAAGCGGCCGAAAACAAGAAGAAGGAAGGGGCCGCUGCUGGUUCCACCAAGACCGCGGCUCAAGCCGCCAAGCAGCCGAAGAAGGAGUCGCAGAAGGACAGGAAAAACCCGCUGCUGGACAAAAAGGAGGACUCUCAGGCCCCGGUGCCCCUGAAAAAAGAAGGCAUCAGGCGGGUGGGCAGAAGACCGGACCAGCAGGGCCAGCCUGGAUCCCAACACCAGGGCGGGCAGGGUGAGGGGCGACCUGGAGACAAGAGGCCGGACCGGAGGCCACCUCGCGAGCGCCGCUUCGAGAAGCCCGCUGAGGAGAAGCCAGAGGGAGGAGGAGAGUUCCCCACAGACAAGCCCUCUGGAGACAGGCCCCUGAGAGGGCGUGGUGGCGGCCGGGGUGGGCGUGGCGGAAGAGGACGGGGCAUGGGCCGGGGAGAUGGCUUUGACACGCGCGGGAAGCGAGACUUCGACCGACACAGCGGCAACGAGAAAUCCAAUCCUAAAACCGAGGAAAAGCGCAGCGGCGCCGGCUCGCACAACUGGGGCAACGUGAAGGAAGAAGCAAGCGAAGCUGAGCCAACUGCUGCUCCUGAGACGACCCCAGAGGGCGAGGAAAGCGCUCCGGCUGGCUCCGAGAACAAAGAGAAUGAGGUGGAUGAAGUGAAAACCGAAGGCCCCAAGGAGAUGACCCUGGACGAGUGGAAGGCCAUGCAAGACAAGGAGCGCACCAAGGUGGAGUUCAACAUCCGCAAGCCCAACGAGGGCGCCGACAGCCAGUGGAAGAAGGGCUACGUGCUGCACAAAUCCAAGAGCGAGGACAGGCCAGUCGGUGCUUUGAUCGACGCCCCCGAGACAGAACCAGAACCCCCGGCCGUCUACCAAAAGGGCGCCGCCGACGAGUCCGCCGACCACCACUUCCGCAAGCCGGCCAACGACAUCACGUCUCAGCUGGAGAUCAACUUUGGAGACCUCGGCCGGCCCGGUCGCGGACGCGGGGGCGCUCGCGGAGGCCGAGGGGGCCGCGGCGGGGGAGGCAGCCGGACGGCACGCGGGGGCGGACGGUCCGAAAAGGCAAGCGGAGCAUCGGUCCCCAACGUGGACGAUCCCGAGGCCUUCCCAGCCCUGGCCUGA
Menidia menidia (Atlantic silverside) is the source of this 1438-nucleotide messenger RNA. The record is from the annotation of a GenBank genome assembly. NCBI's taxonomy places the organism in Eukaryota, Metazoa, Chordata, Actinopteri, Atheriniformes, Atherinopsidae.